AUGAUUAAGGCAAAAAUUUCAAACAAUAUUUUGAUUCAGUUUUUACUUUUCAUUAUUACUGAAUCAAAAAAUAAUGAACAGUUCUAAAAGUGUUAAAAAGUGGAAAUCAUUUGAUUUUGGACCAGAGGCAAAGAAAAAAUGUACCAACAAAAUAGAAGUUAAAGAAAAUCUGGAGUGUGAAGCCUUUGCCAAAAUUCCAAAAAAAGGAAAUACAAACCAGAAAGGAUUUGAUUUUCAUAGGCAAAUUGAACCUAGACAUAUAAGUGACUUGGCUGUCCAUCCAAAAAAGAUUCAAGAGGUUCAUGAAUGGAUUACGUAUAAUGUAGUUACUAAUCCUCAGCAAGACAUGAAUGUUGCACCAUUUCUACUAAUAUCAGGACCAACUGGUUCAGGAAAAACUACUACUCUCAGUGUUGUCUGUAAAACUCUGGGUAUUUCAAUAGUAGAAUGGAUAAAUCCAGUAGAUCAAGAGUUUGAAUACAGGGGAACCAGUCAAAUUGAUAACUUUUUGGACUUUCUGAUAGAAUCUAAGUGGAAUUCCCUCUUUGAAAGUAGUACAAAUAAAAGGAUUACUUUGGUGAAAGAUUUCCCAAAUGCUGUCAUUCAUCGACCUGAUCGAUUUCUUGAUAUCUUAGAGUCGUGUCAAUACAAAUCAAGACAUCCUGUGAUUUUUAUCUGUACAGAAUCAAGUAGCAACAACAUAAAUUUAUUGAGGACAUUAUUCCCAGAAGAAGUUAUCAGUAAAUUCGACAUAACACACAUCAAUUUCAAUCCAUGUGCUCCUUCUUUAAUGAAAAUUGCAAUUCAAAGAGCCCAAGCCUUACUUAGAGAUAAUCCCAAGUCUUUGAAACAACCAUCUCAAAAAAUUGUGGAUGCGAUUUUAUCAUCGACAGUUGGAGACAUUAGAAAUGCCAUGAUGCAGUUUCACAUGGCUAGUUUAUCAGGUACCGAUGAACUUCCAACAGUCUUCACAAAAGCACAGGAGUCUAUAGGUUCCAAAAGAAAACGAAGCAAUAAGGAUGUGAAACUAAAAACAAUGUUCAGAGAUGAAAGCCUUGGUUUAUUUCAUGGCUUGGGUAGAGUAUUGAAUCCGAAGAGAAAGGAAGUCGGUAAAAGCUGGAGACUUGAGCGAGAUGUUGAAAAACUUGUGGACGAGUUUUCGACACAGCCACAAAUGUUUCAUUCGUUUCUGUUUGAGAAUUACCUAAAGUAUUUCGGCAAUGUUGGUGAAGCUUCGAAAGCAUCAGAAAUAUUGAGUAUGUCAGCAAGAUUUUUAGAAAACUGGAUGGAUAGAAACGAAACUCUUAUGUUUGCCCUGUGGAUUUCUGUUUUGGGGUUGAUGGUGUUUAACGAACAUAAAGUUUCAAAAUGGACUCAAAUCAAAGCGCCCACUAAAUAUACCAAAAAGAUUGUAACAAAUAGCAACACGGAAGGAAUGAAUCUAAAUCCCACUGACUACUACUAUUACAAUUUGAUUACCAAGUCAAAUAAAUUUCAUGAAUUUAUAGCUAAGUGAUUGUGUUUCCUUCUAAACCUGUAUUCUCAAUUAUUUAUAUCAAAUAAACUGUGAUUCAUA
Messenger RNA from Leptinotarsa decemlineata (Colorado potato beetle), 1576 nucleotides. It is a transcript of the gene Rad17, whose product is annotated as Rad17 checkpoint clamp loader component. Gene Ontology annotation, biological process: mitotic DNA replication checkpoint signaling; DNA damage checkpoint signaling; DNA repair. The record is from RefSeq and is a predicted model, not a curated record. Gene Ontology annotation, molecular function: DNA clamp loader activity; chromatin binding. Lineage: Eukaryota; Metazoa; Arthropoda; Insecta; Coleoptera; Chrysomelidae.